Messenger RNA from Cynocephalus volans (Philippine flying lemur), 4417 nucleotides. It is a transcript of the gene CCNY, whose product is annotated as cyclin Y. The record is from RefSeq and is a predicted model, not a curated record. The transcript is spliced from 10 exons. Gene Ontology annotation, molecular function: protein kinase binding; cyclin-dependent protein serine/threonine kinase activator activity. Gene Ontology annotation, cellular component: cytoplasmic cyclin-dependent protein kinase holoenzyme complex; plasma membrane. Lineage: Eukaryota; Metazoa; Chordata; Mammalia; Dermoptera; Cynocephalidae. Gene Ontology annotation, biological process: regulation of canonical Wnt signaling pathway; regulation of cyclin-dependent protein serine/threonine kinase activity. The coding region runs from base 122 to 1147 and encodes 341 amino acids.
CCGCGGCGGCGGGCGGGCCUCCCCUCCACGCCCCCGCCGUCCGCGCCCGGCACCCGCCCGCGCCCCGUGCCCGGGGACGGGGAGGAAAGCGAGAGCAGCCGGAGCCGGGGGGCCGCCGAAGAUGGGGAACACUACCUCGUGCUGCGUGUCGUCCAGCCCCAAGCUCCGGAGGAAUGCCCACUCCCGCUUGGAGUCCUACCGGCCCGACACCGACCUGAGCCGCGAGGACACAGGCUGCAACCUGCAGCACAUCAGCGAUCGGGAGAACAUCGACGAUUUGAACAUGGAAUUCAAUCCUUCAGACCAUCCUCGGGCCAGCACAAUAUUCCUCAGUAAAUCUCAGACGGACGUGAGAGAAAAACGCAAGAGUCUCUUCAUUAACCAUCAUCCUCCAGGACAAAUAGCAAGGAAAUACAGCUCCUGCUCCACUAUUUUCCUAGAUGAUAGCACAGUCAGUCAACCAAACCUCAAGUAUACAAUUAAAUGUGUAGCUCUUGCAAUAUAUUAUCACAUCAAAAACAGGGACCCAGAUGGAAGGAUGCUCUUAGAUAUUUUUGAUGAAAACCUUCACCCUCUUUCGAAAUCCGAAGUGCCACCAGAUUAUGACAAACACAACCCAGAGCAGAAGCAAAUUUACCGGUUUGUUCGGACGCUGUUCAGUGCUGCUCAGCUGACCGCUGAAUGUGCCAUUGUCACUCUGGUAUACCUUGAAAGACUUCUAACGUAUGCAGAGAUAGAUAUCUGUCCGGCCAACUGGAAGCGAAUUGUUUUAGGGGCGAUCCUGCUGGCCUCCAAGGUGUGGGACGACCAGGCCGUGUGGAAUGUGGAUUACUGCCAGAUCCUGAAAGACAUCACGGUGGAGGACAUGAAUGAGCUAGAGCGACAGUUUCUUGAAUUGCUCCAGUUCAACAUCAAUGUUCCUUCCAGCGUUUAUGCCAAGUAUUAUUUUGAUCUUCGUUCUCUGGCAGAAGCAAACAACCUGAGCUUUCCCUUGGAGCCCCUGAGCAGGGAGAGGGCUCACAAGCUUGAGGCCAUCUCUCGCCUCUGCGAGGACAAGUACAAGGACCUGAGAAGACCCACGAGGAAGCGGUCAGCAAGUGCUGACAAUCUGGCUCUGCCACGGUGGUCCCCGGCCAUCAUCUCCUAACCGCACACGUCCCGUGGAGGCCCUAUCAUCCCUCACUUUCUCCUUUAGUUUGAGAAAAAACAGACUUGGGAUGGUUUUGUUUUUGUUUUUUCCUUUCCUUUUCUUGUUUAGCUCAUAACUCCGUCAGGCUGCCUUGGUGACCCCCUCUGUGCUGUGUGGCCCGCACACAGCAAGGCUUCAAUUGUCAUCAGUAUUCUGGAAAUCCUGUGUGACGCCUUUCCCCACCAUCACUAACAGCACUUCCUUCAUGGAGGAAGCAGACUGUCAUCCUGGAGGAGGAAGUGAGGGGAAGGGAAAGUCGUGGAGAGGCAGGGAAAUGGUUCGGUGGCUCAGCCGUUUCUUAAGUCCCCGUCUGGUCAGUAGCCGAUAGGACGGAAGCCACAGCAGUAGAUAACAAAGUCGGAUGUGCAUUAAUGACACAAGUGCCGCCUGCACCAGCCCCGUGCGGGUCAGUGUGUUCUGUAAGACUUCCUGCAUUCCUUCGAGCUGCUUUUCUGGGAUUUGGGGGAUCUUUGUUUGUUUGAUUUUGUUCUGUUUUGGUUUUAGUCCCACAGAGCAGAGAAUAUAGUUUGUACCCACCAUGGCACAGACAUCCAAAUAAAUAGUACUGGUUGUUUCUCUCUGCACCAUUUUUGCAAGCUGUCUUCUGAGCCUCCUUCCUCAAAAGUGGGAUGUGCUUGUUAUAUUUCUGUACAUCUUUAUUUUAUACGUGUUUCUUCAACAGUGGCAAAAUUAACUUGACUGUAGUACUAAACCAAAAGUAUCCAUUUCCCUGUUUAUUCCUCACCCCGAGAAAAUUCUAGAUCACAUGGGUGCUUGUGCCUUCUGAUUUUCUUGCAGUUUUUUUCUCUUACCUGAAGUUGUAAUUACAAAAUCAGUCUGACUUUGUGGGCUGAAGGAAACAAUUUGCAGCAAAGGGUAUCCUUUGGAUGGGAAUUUUUGGAGAGAGCCAGGUGUUUGCCUGAAGUUACUGAGCAGGAACCGUUUCUUUGUACUCCCUGCCUAGUUCAUUCCUCUACUUCCAGCGUCCAUUGUUGCAAGCAAUAUUCUUCUCAAUUUUUAUAUGUUUACUUUAAAUCAAAGUUAGUCUAUUUGUAUAAAAUUUUUUAAAAAUCUAAAAUAAAAAAAACAAAGGUGGGCGGGUGUUUCAGUGGGAAGAUUGUUGAAAUGUUACUAUUUACUGAGGUAUUUUUCUCAGAAUGAUUGAAUAAAAAAACUCAACUUGCGUUUUCAUUUGUGGGUGCUUAGAGAAGUUAUGCAGAAUUCAAACUGUGAAGGUUUCAGCUUCAUUCAUCAUGACCGCACUUCACUUUCUGAUUGACUCCCCUGAUUUCCUUACGGGCCAGAUGAGAAUCUUUUAUAUCUAGUAAAACAAAAGGUUUAAUAUAGAACAUCAGAUAGGAAAUUUGAUAUUAAGUCUACGAAUCUGAGUCAUGAAUGCAUAUAACGCUUUGGGUUUUUGCAUAUUUCCUUAGGUUAUAAUGACAGAGGCUUCUGAGUUCUUGCUUUUUUCAAGUCUCUGUGAGGCAAAUGGCAGCAGAUGCUGUGUUUCACCUUCCUCCUACGUGAGCUUGGAAAACUUUGAAAUCUUGUAUUAAUUAGUGUUGAGUACCCUAAAACCAUACACCUGAUCCCCAAACAUGUCUGCUCUCAAUGAAAUGUGCUUUGAAAUGGAAGAGACUCAGAAAGUCAUGAUCCCAAGAACACCAAGCCAAAAGUGCUAGUCAGGUUUCAGUGAAAUUUGUAUUUUACAGAAACAUCACUUUGGGGGUCAGAAAUAUCAAGUUCUUUCUGGCCUAAAGUUUAAAAUGCAAACAAGCAAAAUAUGAAAAGUUAAUUACCUUUCCAUUGUAAUUGUGUUGAUACACUCUGUGUGGGUACCAAAAUGAGCUUCUCUCUUCAAGUAAGAGUUGGAUUUAGAACUUUGAAUACAGAUCUAAAAAUGUAGAAAAUAUCAUUUUAUAUUCCCUAAUCUAUAUAGCUUGAAAAGGGACAUAUUUUCUUAGAUGAAUAUGAAUACCUCUUAAACAUAAAUUAGUUCCUCUCAUGUAAAAUAUCUUAUUUUACCAAUCCAUUUCAGGAAAGAGGUUCUGCUGCCUUUAUAGCAGAAAUCUUAUUUUUAUCCCUUUCAUUUGAAUGAGAGAUUUGAAAAUUGAAUUAUGUAAAUAUUUCAAUGCAUCUGCUAUUAUUUUGUGGAGUUUAUUAAAACUACUUUCAAAAAUUGUAUAGUCUAUUUAUUGUAUGUAUGUACAUACAGUCUGAUACCUAAAAUUUCAAGUGGAUUCCGUAAAACCUGGCUCAGUCCUGUUGAGAUUAUUGAAUAUUGUUUUAGCCUUGUACACUGGACUCUACCUCUGUAUAGGAAAAUUUUCCAUGUUCAUUAAUUAGUGUUGAUCUAUAUUAAUUGGUUAUGUUUCUUGCAUUAAGGAUUUUUAAAACUCUGCUGUAAGUGUAGAUUUUAGUUUUACUUUUGCAGUAUGAAUCAUUUGAUACAUAGGUAGACACUUCAGGUUUGUUUUAUUUUAUUUUUCUAUGAUAAAGACUUAGGUUCUGUUCUCUGGUUUGUUCUAAGUUUGCCAAAACAAAACUCAAAACUAGUACAGUACCUAUUGAUAAAUCGUAGUGACUGUAAUUUGUUUGCAAGGUGAUACAGUGCCCUGCAAUUAAAGCUGGAUUGCUAUUUAGGAGCACAUUGUCUUAGUUUUUGAAUGAAGAGUUUUCGUCAUUAAUGAAGGAUGAAGAAAGCCACACAAUUUGUUGACUUUAAUUUUUGACUGACUUGAACAACAAAUAAAGUCAUUGGGACAAUAAAUGUAUAUCCCGAUGAAUUUUUUUGGCUUGUUUUACUUUUUUUUUUAACUAGGAAAAAGGAAAGAUGUCAGGGUUUAAACCAAAUUGGAGGGUAAGUUGAGAGAUCCCACCGGAUCUGGGAUGGGCGCCCUGGCUGUCAUGCGCUAGCUGAGGCCAGUGGCAGAGCCUGGCGCUGUUGUCUGUCUCCUCUUCUGGUCUAGCUGUCCUGCGUUUCUUCUCUUUCUGUGUGGCAGGGCCGUCUCCAUCUUGGGGUCUCCCUUGGUUCUGGGGAUUUUGAUCCUCAGCUGAGCUGCAAAGAAGAAUUUUGGGAGAGAGUGAUUUUGACUUUUCUUGCUGCUUUUGGUAACCUGUCACCUGGGGCCAUAUUUUACAGAUUUGAAUUUUUAAAAAAAUAAAAUAUGAUUCUUGGUUCAUUGUAGGUAUUUAACAAGUGUUAAAUAAAUAUAUGCAUAGAACAAA